GUGAACGAGAAUUUAAAAAAUUUAGAAUAGUGUAUGUGAAUAAAAAAGAAAAUAAUUUUUAAAAUUUUCAAAAUGUCAAUUAACAAUGAAGGAGUGAUAAGGGAAGUAAAUAUUACAAAUUCAACUUCCGUUAUAUCGCAAAUGAAUAAUAAUACCGAUGAAAAUAAUCAAAAGGAAAAAGCUGCAAUAUCCCUUAUGGAAUUGGGCCAUACAAAUAAUGUUAAUCAAAAUUUAUUACGUAAUUCAGUGGUUCAUUCAAUACAUCCAUCCUCACCUGUAAGUGAUAAUUCAAGAGCAUCAUCUAACAGUUGGUCUGAAUAUCAAAAUUAUGGACAAAAUGAAAAAGUCAUUAAUUUUAAUGAACAAAUUGUUAAUUCCUGGGAAAUGAAAGCUGAUCAAAAUAUGAAUAUGAAUAAAAAUGAUUCUGAAAUAAUAAAAGCUGAAAAUUCAUUUUCAACUGAAAAUAAUACAACAUAUGAAAUUCAAGGCUCAGAUAUACAGAAGAAACAAGGAAAAAGUAAACGAUCAAGAACAGCCUAUACAAGUGGACAAUUAAUUGAAUUGGAAAAAGAAUUUCAUCACGCACGUUAUUUGCAUCGUGCACGAAGAAUUGAAUUGGCAACAUCAUUGAGUUUAUCUGAACGACAAAUAAAAAUUUGGUUUCAAAAUCGUCGUAUGAAAUAUAAAAAGGAACAAAUCAAUAAAACAACUAAUAAUGGAACAUUUAUCAAGGAAUCAUUUAUUGAAACAACGGGACAACAACAAAUUAAUACAAAAAUAAUUCCCAAUAUAUCGUCAAUGAGACGUAAUUAUACAAAUUCAACAAAUCAAUAUGGCUAUCCAACGUGUUAUACAAUUGGUAAUACAACGGGAAAAAUUGAAAAUUCUGAACAAACAAUAAAUAAUUUUAAGGACAAUAAUGAACAUUACAGUGGAAAUGGUGGUAAUAAUGGAUUGGAUUCAUCUGUUUAUCAAAUUUCACAAAAUGAUUAUUAUGAUAUAACAAGUGUUAGGGAUAAUUAUUUUUCACAACAACAAGUAUGGCAACAUCAUCCAAGUCAAUAUACAACAUAUCAACAUCAACAAUAUCCAUCAUAUCAACAUUAUCAACUUUCGCAAGAUGUGGGAAAAUAUUGUUAUGAAUUACAAACGGAAAAUUGUAAUGAUUUAACGGUUUUAUAAAAAAA
Molecule: messenger RNA, 1187 nt
Organism: Leptopilina boulardi
Lineage: Eukaryota; Metazoa; Arthropoda; Insecta; Hymenoptera; Figitidae
Product: homeobox protein Hox-A3-like
Exons: 2
Coding region: 73-1182 (369 amino acids)
Biological process (GO): regulation of transcription by RNA polymerase II
Cellular component (GO): nucleus
Molecular function (GO): DNA-binding transcription factor activity, RNA polymerase II-specific; RNA polymerase II cis-regulatory region sequence-specific DNA binding
Source: RefSeq, a predicted model, not a curated record